AUGCUGGGCUCGCAGGCCAGCGCGGCCAGGCUGGUGUCGGACACUUACUUGGCGAAGCUCCUGGAAGGGCUCAGCAGCCUUCGCUCGCAGAGCGCGCUGUGCGACGUGACGCUGGAGGCAGAAGGGGUUUGCUUUCCAGCCCACAAGAUCAUUUUAGCGUCGGCAAGCAAUUACUGCAAGGUUCUGUUUGUUGGGAACUUGCAAAGAGCGGGGAGCCUGGAUGGUAACAUCCGGCUGAAAGCCGUCAGCGCUGCCGGGCUGAGGAACGUUCUCGACUUCAUUUACUCCAACGAACUCGACCUCUCGUUGCAGAAUAUCGAGGAGACCUUCAAAGCCGCAGAAACUCUCCUGGUUCGGGAGGUGAUCAAGCUGUGCUUUCGCUUUCUGGAGGGCUGCUUGAACUGUGAGAACUGCAUGGACGUUCUCAACAUCGCUAAGAAACUCGGCCCAGCAGAGCUGACACAGAAAGCCAUGUGCUACGUGGGCCAGCAUUGCAAACACAUCCUGAGGGAUCCUCGGUGCUUGAACGACCUGGACCGAGGAACCCUCUGUGACAUUUUAGACAGGUCCGACAGUGAGGGCUGCAGCGAGCUGGAGCUGUUCAGAGCCGCCGUAAGCUGGCUGCAGCACGACCACUCGCGGCUGAAAGACGCGGCCGAGAUUUUAAGGCGCGUAAGGUUCCCUCUCAUUCCUUUGCAGGAUCUGCAAAGAUACGUCCAGGAAACGCCGCUUAUGCGGCUGGAUUCAGGUUGCCACAGGUACCUGCAGGAGGCUCUGAAUUACCACUCCCAGCUCUACGCUCAGCCGGUCCUGCAGACCCCAAGCACCAGCGUCCGCUCCGGCUCCACCGCGCUGCUCGUCGCCGGCGGCAGAAGCACCGACAACCGCGUGAGCGGCGAGAUGUGGGCCGCGGACCCGAGCUGCGGCGCCUGGCGCAAGGUCGGGGACCUCUGCGUGCCCGUGUACAACCACUGCGUCGCCGUCAUCAACGACUUCCUCUUCGUCAUCGGGGGCCAGUGCAAAUUCGACCCCACGGGAAAGCAGCCGUCAAAUGAGGUUUUCCGAUUCGAUCCCCGCAACGCCUCCUGGCUCCGGGUGGCCAGCAUGCAGGAGAGGCGGACGCGCUUCCACGCGGGUGUCCUGUCUGACCGCAUCCUGGCCGUGGGCGGUGGGACGCUGCUGGGGACCCUGACCCGCACCGUGGAGCUGUACCAGCCUGCUGACAACAAGUGGGAGUUCACAGCUCCUCUCCCCACGCCGAUUGCUGAUCACGCAGGCACCACCCACAAGGGAAUCCUCUAUAUCUCAGGGGGCUUCUCUGGGGGUCAAACCCUACGAGACACAUACAGCUACCUCCCUCGCCUCCGGCGCUGGGUCAGCAACAGCGCCAUGGCUUUUACCCGCUGCGACCACGGGAUGGCCACAGCCAGGGACGGGAUCUUCUGCAUUGGAGGAAGGACGCUAAAAGGAGCGGAGGAAUGGAUUCAAGUCAACGAGACAGAGCAUUACUGUCCUGUAAGCAACCAGUGGACAACGCUGACGCUAUCCCCGUUCAGCUGCUGCCAGUUCAGCAUCACAGCCCACGAGUCCACGCUCUACCUCUCUGGAGGCGCAUCGCUGCAGCACAUGCAGAAAGAAGACAGCGUUUUCCUGUACGACACGGAGGGGCAGGUAUGGAAGAAAGGCAGCCCCCUGCCUAAAGCUCUGGUGGAUCACGCCUCUUGCAUGAUUAAACUGUCCCAAGUGAACGCAGCUGGUGAGACGGGGAGAGGCACAAACUGCUCCCCCCUGGGAAGGAGGAAGACAUCGACCCUCAGCUUCUUCAUCGCAAACAAACAAGAGUCCCCCUCUGCCUCCGAAAAGAAGUAG
Messenger RNA from Mesitornis unicolor (brown roatelo), 1869 nucleotides. RefSeq names its product kelch-like protein 9. The coding region runs from base 1 to 1869 and encodes 622 amino acids. NCBI's taxonomy places the organism in Eukaryota, Metazoa, Chordata, Aves, Mesitornithiformes, Mesitornithidae. The record is from RefSeq and is a predicted model, not a curated record. The transcript is spliced from 4 exons. Gene Ontology annotation, molecular function: protein binding.